UCAAGAUGCAUCCUACUACCGUUACUAGAAUGUUCCAACCGACCAAGAAGAUGUGGUCGCCUGUGCCCAAGGAGGAGCAUAGCGCCCACACUAUCUCGCAACGAUUGCGCCAAUGGAAGAAGAUUCCUCCCGAGUUGGUUCCUUUGGGAAUCGUCGUCGGUGUCGCUGUCGGAUUCGCUUUCUACUCUUUGGGUCGCAAACUUGUUGUUGAUAAGCAAAUGCGUCUCUCUAGACAAAACAGAGGAAAGGAAUAAACUAUUCAUCUACAAAGUUUCGGGGGGAUGGAAACAGACUGAGUGUCGGGAAAACGUUCAUACAUCAAAAGCGACACUGGGUGGAACACGCUGGAGGCAAGAAUGGAAUGAAGAAAUUAGAACGGAUGCAUCGGCCAAACCUCAAAUGAGUUGUACAGAAUUGGCCCUUAUUUCUCAUGAAUACAUAGUCUCCAUACCUGAUAUCUCAUGCUUUUCAUUGUCC
Messenger RNA from Botrytis fragariae, 477 nucleotides. RefSeq lists its product as uncharacterized. The transcript is spliced from 4 exons. Bases 6 to 254 code for a protein of 82 amino acids. The record is from RefSeq and is a predicted model, not a curated record. NCBI's taxonomy places the organism in Eukaryota, Fungi, Ascomycota, Leotiomycetes, Helotiales, Sclerotiniaceae.